Messenger RNA from Gadus chalcogrammus (walleye pollock), 1236 nucleotides. RefSeq names its product U11/U12 small nuclear ribonucleoprotein 48 kDa protein-like. The record is from RefSeq and is a predicted model, not a curated record. The transcript is spliced from 6 exons. Gene Ontology annotation, cellular component: nucleoplasm; U12-type spliceosomal complex; cytosol. Bases 132 to 980 code for a protein of 282 amino acids. NCBI's taxonomy places the organism in Eukaryota, Metazoa, Chordata, Actinopteri, Gadiformes, Gadidae.
AUCUGCCGUGACGUCAUCUCUUUGCGCCAGCUGAACGGGGGGACCGGCCACAACAUCGCAGGGAUGUGAGGGCAAAUUGAACAGAAAUUGAAUUCAAUCAAAGAGUCCAGUAAUCUAGAUUUAAUACAAAUAUGACCGACACUUUGGGAACCCAAACCGUUGAGGAGCGACUAGGCUGUCUGCAAGAGUUGACCAAGUUCACAGAAAACUGUCAAAAACAGUUGAACGACAUACUUGAAACGCUGGGAUGGUCUCCUGAAUAUGAUGGCUCCGCUCAGGAGACGAUGGUCCAGUGUCCCUUCGACCCAAACCAUCGCAUCCCGGUCAGAUCCCUGGAGAGACACAAAUCCUCCUGUAGCCUCAGUAAAAUGGGCUACUCUGCUGAGGAGCAGGAAGGGAUGUACGACUCUUCAGUUUGUUAUGAGAAGUCAAACAUAAGAAGUGUCACAAUGGAUGAAGCUACGCAGCAACAGGUGAUCCUCAAGGCAAGAGCUGCUGCUCCGUUGAUGAGGAUGGAGGGAGUGUUCUGGCAAGGUGAGUACACUAGCCAGCCCUUGGACGUGCCCCAGAACCACAAGCGGGCGCUCUGUGACCUCACGGUGGCCGACCGGUUGGCCCUGUACGACCACGUGACCGGUGAGCUCAACCAACAGCAGCAAGAGGCCGCCGCCAACGAGGACCUCUACGUUGAUCUGGUGGCCAAACUCAAGAGGGACGAGCAGCAGGGAGAGCCCAAGUCGCACCUGGAGCUGAUGGCCGAGAAGAGAGACUACAAGAGGAGGCGGCAGUCCUACCGCGCCAAGAACGUCCACAUCACCAAGAAGUCCUACACAGAGGUGGGACCCCCUAGUCCGCUACCAGACCCACCAGACAUCCUGAAUGGGCUACCGCAGUGGAAGCACGAUAGAUGUUUGGGCCCCGUAUUGAAUUGUUUUAGCGAACACCGUUGGGGUCACCGGGUUGAAUCCCUAGUGUCCUAGCGAAGGAUCAUUCACUCCCAAUGGUAAAACCGCAGGACACUUCUGACUAGUUGCAUCCAGGCCUGAUAGAGUUUAGGCGUGGUGCCUGAAUUCAGACUUGAGCUCGGCCAUUUAUGUUGUCAAGAAAAGUGAAAAUAGGUGAGUGGUGCCUUUUAAGAUGUCUAGUCAACACAUUAACUUACCUGACCUUUUGAUUGACAUGUCUGCCACCAACUAGGGGUAGUCUAUAUAAGGAAGUCUUUUACCUUUGUACGUU